AUGGAGUCAUCUUUAGUUGCAAGCACAGUACCUGGCCGGAAAAGGAUGAUCGGAGAGUUGAUUCGUGGCCGGAAAUUUGCGCAGCAGCUUCAACUUUUGUUGCGUAAAUCCCCUGAAGCUGAGGUUAUUGAGGACAGUGAAAUGACGUCUGCUCAGAUUCUGGUGAACAAAAUCUUGGAUUCGUAUAAUCAAAGUCUUUCAAACAUCAGCUCCGGGGGGUCUGAUGAGGUUUCUGAAAUUCAGGCAGUGGAUUCUCUGUGUUCGGAUGGCCACCGGAAGUCUGAAGACUCCGACGAGAGUUUCAAGACUUCUGUACGGAAGGAUCGGAGAGGAUGCUACAAAAGAAGGAGAACUUCUGAGACAUGCAUUAGAGAGACCUCUACUUGGAUUGAUGAUGGCCAUGCAUGGAGGAAGUAUGGACAAAAACCCAUACUCAAUUCCCCACAUCCAAGAAACUACUUCAGGUGCACGCACAAGUUUGAACAGGGAUGCCUAGCAACCAAACAUGUCCAAAAGAUUCAAGAAGAUCCGCCAAAAUUUAGGACAACAUACUAUGAUAAUCACACUUGCAGAAAUUUAUACAAAUCAUCUCAUGUUGUUAUCGUGGAUCACACAGCAGGGGAUAAUUCUUCCAAUAUCAUCUGGAAUUUCGGGUCUCAGAUUGAACCAGUUUGUGAGCCUAAUGACCCAGUGAAGCAGGAGAACAAGGAACAAGUUCGAAAUUUGCCCGACAACAAAUCUGGAUUGUCUGAUUACUUCAUCCCACCUGAUGAUCAUCUCACUACAUUUUGUCAAACCUCUGGGCCCUUGACUGCAUUCUCAUCAGGAUCUGAUCAUGGGGAUGUGAUUUCUUCUGAUGUGUAUUCCUGUACGGCUAGCACUCACAGUAUGGAUAUGGAUCAUAUGAUUGCAGGACCUGUUUUUGAUGAUGUUUUUCUUAAAUAUUAA
Molecule: messenger RNA, 948 nt
Organism: Fraxinus pennsylvanica
Lineage: Eukaryota; Viridiplantae; Streptophyta; Magnoliopsida; Lamiales; Oleaceae
Source: the annotation of a GenBank genome assembly